Molecule: messenger RNA, 1059 nt
Organism: Yamadazyma tenuis ATCC 10573
Lineage: Eukaryota; Fungi; Ascomycota; Pichiomycetes; Serinales; Debaryomycetaceae
Source: RefSeq, a predicted model, not a curated record
GGAACUGCGAUGACGGACAGAGUGGUACAGCUAGUAGAGGAUAUCCUUCCGGGAAUACCUUUGCAGGUGGUGUCCCAGGGGGCUGAGGCGGUGGUAUUCCGAACAGGGGUACACCCUUAUACCGCCCAUCCGUCCUUGACCAACCCCAAUCAAUUUAUCAUCAAGUACCGUCCCUCGAAGAAAUAUAGGCACCCGAAGAUUGAUGCCAGUAUCACCAAAUCACGGACGGCUGGCGAGGUCAAGUUCAUGCACCGGCUUGCCAAGGCGGGUAUCAAUGCGCCGAAUGUGGUUCUGGCCGAUUUCAAGCGGGGGCUCAUCUGGAUGGAGCAUUUGGGCGAGGUUUUACCGUCCGGCGAAGUAAGUUCUUUCAAAAACCAUUUGUGGAGCGUGGAAAGAACGAGACUGCCCGACGAGUGUGUGUCUGAAGACAUUCAGCGUAUAUGUGAGCAAGUGGGCCAGCUAAUUGGUCAGUUGCACCAUAAUGAUAUGAUUCACGGAGACCUCACAUCUUCGAAUAUUGUGUUACAGAAAAAGGUGCCGUACUUGAUUGACUUUGGGCUCUCAUCGUACUCAGGACUAGCUGAGGAUAAGGCUGUAGACUUGUACGUUUUGGAAAGGGCGAUUCAAAGCACACAUUCGAUGUAUGCCUAUAAGUACAACCAGUGGCUUCUCAAGGGCUAUGAAGCAGCUUACGGGACGAACAAGCAGAACAGGAGGAAGUACGUGGAGGUGAUGGGAAAGUUGGAGGACGUUCGACAGCGUGGCCGGAAGCGGAGCAUGUUGGGAUGAGGUAGAGUGGAGAGAAUGAUCAUGCAGAGAUGGCUCUGUGUGGUAGUGAAUCAGCGGUUGCUAUAACUGUCAGAUUUCAGGUUACAUAAUAUAUACUUUAUUCUACUUGUACUUCGAUGUUAACUCGUCAAUUGCCAUUAUGCUGUCAGUUUCUUUGGACCCGAAUACUUUCGAGGUAUGGAAAGCAAUGCAGAAAUGCAAAAUUCUGUUGUACUUUCGAGGAGUCAGCACUCGGGUUGUGGGUUUGGGCAGUGAAUCCCCAGCAAACCC